This is a messenger RNA of Dendronephthya gigantea, 827 nucleotides long. RefSeq lists its product as uncharacterized. Lineage: Eukaryota; Metazoa; Cnidaria; Anthozoa; Malacalcyonacea; Nephtheidae. The record is from RefSeq and is a predicted model, not a curated record. Bases 26 to 802 code for a protein of 258 amino acids. The transcript has a single exon.
UCGAAAAUGCGGACAUUGCAAUGAGAUGAUGAAAUUAGUAAACGCAAAUGACAGAUCGGACGGUUUAAAGUGGGAAUGCAGGAGGCAAAUUGACGGGAAGCGACACAGGGUUGAAAUGUCGAUUCGAAAAGACAGUUGGUUCGAGGAAAGCAACCUGACCCUUGCAGAAAUUGUGAAAUUAACAUACUGGUGGUGCAGAGGGGUAAGCCAGGAGAACAUUCGGCACGAAGUCAACAUAAGCGAACAUACGGCAGUAGAUUGGGAUAGCUUUUGCCGAGAGAUUUGCGAAGUCACACUUCUAGAGAGAGAAGAAAAGAUCGGCGGACCAGGAAAGACUGUUCAAAUCGACGAAAGCAAGUUUGGAAAAAGAAAAUACCAUCGAGGACAUAAAGUUGAAGGGCAAUGGGUAUUUGGGGGAAUCGAAGAAGAAUCUCGAAGAAGUUUUAUGGUAGCCGUUGAGAAACGUGACGAGGAGACCUUGUUGCCAUUAAUAAAGCGUCACAUAGCCGAAGGUAGCACGAUAGUCUCAGACUGCUGGAAAGCGUAUGUGAACCUGAAGAAGCAUGGAUAUGUUCAUAAGUGUGUUAAUCACUCAAAAGAGUUUGUUAACACUGAUGGCGAUCAUACAAACAAGAUAGAAGGUCAUUGGCGACAAGCAAAGACAAAGAUGCCUGACUUUGGCACACGAAAAUACAUGUUUUCGUCCCACUUGGCAGAGUUCUUGUGGCGUUAUGAACACAAAGGAAGUGACCUAUUUUUAAGAUUUCUUGUAGACGUUAAAAAGAUGUAUGGAAAUUUUUAAAGUGUAUCCAUACUGUAAUUAUGUA